This is a messenger RNA of Letharia columbiana, 384 nucleotides long. RefSeq lists its product as uncharacterized. The coding region runs from base 1 to 384 and encodes 127 amino acids. NCBI's taxonomy places the organism in Eukaryota, Fungi, Ascomycota, Lecanoromycetes, Lecanorales, Parmeliaceae. The record is from RefSeq and is a predicted model, not a curated record. The transcript has 3 exons.
AUGCACUUUCCCAUUGACGGCCCCGGAGGGGAAAUUAUCGAGACGGUUGAGGUCAAUCUUGUCGAUCUUAAAAGCUUGUAUGGCGAACCCGCACAAAGCUUCUACGGACAUAGGAAAUUGAGGUCUUUCAAGAUUUCCACAAAUUACGGAAACUCUUUCCACUUUCAACCUGCGGGGGAUGCGCCAGAUGAGCUUCCGUUGAGACCAAUGGUCAUUGCUCCCGGAACUACCAUUACUGGGUUUUACGCGAGCCAGAAUCCUGAAAUGGGUCUCAUCAGUUUGGGCGUCAUAUCAGAGGUAAUUAGAAGGAUUAGAGAAAGGUGCAUCACCAAGCCAAUUGAACAUGCUUCAUUAGUAGUAAAAAGAAAUAAACGUCAAUCGUGA